AUGACUAUUGCUGCAUAUGCGUAUGAAGCUGACAGAGCUAAACGUUUAUAUUUUGGUCAAUACUCUCUCACACUUACUGACAAAUAUAUUGUUAUCAGUGAUGGAAAUACCGAGAAAUACAUAACAUGGAAGGACUAUGAAAAGUUUGACCCUAUUUUAACUCCAUGUACAAUGCCAUUCAUUGUAAAUGGUGAAGUUGUCAUGAAGAACGACACAACAGUAUAUAAGUCUGUAUAUGAAGCAUUAGAAUAUAUGUUGAAUUAUAAUCCCGAAAGAUUUGACCCAAGCACUACACCAUGUGCAAUGCCUUUUAUUAAGGACGGUGAAAUCGUAAGAGUUCCGGAUUCAACGGUUUAUACUGCU
Molecule: messenger RNA, 363 nt
Organism: Trichomonas vaginalis G3
Lineage: Eukaryota; Parabasalia; Trichomonadida; Trichomonadidae
Product: organellar and viral DNA polymerase type B
Exons: 1
Source: RefSeq, a predicted model, not a curated record